AUGAGUAUGUCUCGCGAUGGUGUCGCGCAGGAUGCGUCAUUCCCCGUGGCCACGGUCGAUCACCCUGUCGCACACUUCCAGAAAGCUCCAGUAGCCUCACCGAUCCCGACCAAACCUGCAUCAGUAUGGAACACCAAGGAUUUGGGUCUCCGUUUGGGCGUGGAUGUCGCCAGCGCCGCGAGCGCCGGCGCGCUGACAUGUCCGCUUAUCACGAUCAUUGACCGCGCGAUCAUCGAAAAAGCUUCCAAAGGCUUCCCCAUCCGCCAAACCAUCACCUCCUGCCUCAAAUCCAUGAUAACCCGACCCGGCGCCUUCUUCACCAGCACGCCCUUCCUCCUCAUAUACACCCUCUACAGCUCAACCUACCUAACGGCAAACACAAUUGACACCUUAACCUCAACCCUCCGCAACCAAUCCUACGAUACCGUAACCCCCGGCCCAGCAAAAUUCAUCUCCACAACAAUCGUUAACAUGGCAAUCUGUGUUUACAAAGAUGCGCGCUUCGCCAAAAUCUUCGGCGCCCAGUCCUCCUCCUCACCCCAACAAUCAACAUGCCAUCCUAAACCCUCAGCGACCGGUCCCCAAAUUCCCAAAGUCUCCUACACCCUCUUCUGCCUCCGCGACAGCAUAACAAUCUUCGCGUCUUUCAAUGUGCCUCCUCUCGUCGCACCUUUAAUUCCCGAUUUCGUGGCUUCAACUGCCUCUAUGAAAUCGGCCAUGGCGCAGUUUGCUUGUCCGGCGCUUAUGCAGUUUGCUAGUACGCCUAUGCAUCUGCUGGGACUGGAUUUGUAUAAUCGGCAGCCGGUGGGCGGGUUACCGUGGACGGAGAGGGCGGCGAGGAUUAGGAGGGAUUACGUGCCGAGUUGUUUUGCGCGCAUGGGGAAGAUUGUCCCGGCUUAUGGUGUUGGGGGCGUGGUUAAUGUUCGGAUGAGAGCUAUGCUUAUGGAGAGGCUGCAGGGGGAGUGA
This is a messenger RNA of Penicillium cinerascens, 966 nucleotides long. RefSeq lists its product as uncharacterized. The transcript has 2 exons. NCBI's taxonomy places the organism in Eukaryota, Fungi, Ascomycota, Eurotiomycetes, Eurotiales, Aspergillaceae. Gene Ontology annotation, cellular component: mitochondrion. The record is from RefSeq and is a predicted model, not a curated record. The coding region runs from base 1 to 966 and encodes 321 amino acids.